Miniopterus natalensis is the source of this 1017-nucleotide messenger RNA. The record is from RefSeq and is a predicted model, not a curated record. Lineage: Eukaryota; Metazoa; Chordata; Mammalia; Chiroptera; Miniopteridae.
GGCGGGACGUCGGUGUCAUGGCGAGCUCCAUCUGAACUCGGACAUCGGCGGGUCCCACGUCGGGCUGACUCAUCUUUCAAGAGGAUUUGAGACUAAUUGCAGAUAAUCAAGAUGCCUUCUGCAUCCUGUGAUACACUACUGGAUGACAUAGAAGAUAUUGUGUCUCAGCAAGAUUCAAAGCCACAAGAUAGGCAUUUUGCAAGAAAGCACAUUGUUCCAAAGGUGCGAAGGCGAAACACCCAAAAAUAUCUGCAAGAGGAAGACAGUCCACCAAGUGAUAGCACUAUUCCAGGCAUACAGAAAAUAUGGAUACGAACAUGGGGUUGUUCUCAUAAUAAUUCGGAUGGAGAAUAUAUGGCUGGACAACUAGCUGCUUAUGGAUAUAAAAUUACAGAAAAUGCAUCAGACGCAGAUUUAUGGCUCCUGAAUAGUUGUACCGUAAAAAACCCAGCUGAAGACCACUUUAGAAACUCAAUUAAAAGAGCUCAGGAGGAGAAAAGGAAGAUAGUGCUGGCUGGAUGUGUUCCUCAAGCCCAGCCUCGGCAGGACUACCUUCGAGGACUGAGUAUCAUAGGGGUUCAACAAAUAGAUCGUGUAGUAGAAGUUGUGGAGGAAACAAUUAAAGGCCACUCUGUGAGACUGCUGGGUCAGAGGAAGGAUAAUGGGAAACGGUUGGGGGGAGCACCGUUGGAUUUGCCGAAGAUUAGGAAGAAUCCACUGAUAGAAAUCAUUUCCAUCAAUACUGGGUGUCUCAAUGCUUGUACCUACUGCAAAACCAAACACGCCAGAGGGAACUUGGCCAGUUAUCCAAUUGAUGAACUAGUGGACAGAGCCAAACAGUCUUUUCAAGAGGGUGUUUGUGAGAUAUGGUUGACCAGUGAAGACACAGGGGCUUAUGGCAGAGAUAUUGGCACCGAUCUCCCCGCACUGCUGUGGAAACUGGUUGAAGUGAUUCCUGAGGGAGCGAUGCUGAGGCUUGGCAUGACAAAUCCGCCCUAUAUUUUAGAGCAUCUGGAG